AAAGAUUCUUCCUUCUGUUUUGCAGGAGCCAUGCCUUCUUCAUUAGGUGCAUCACCCCCAAUCCCCAAAAGUUGUCAAACAUCUUUGAUGUGGAGUAUGUCACUUGUCAGCUGCGACAUUCUGGGAUACUGGAGGCUAUCCACAUUAGAAAGGAGGGAUACCCAGUCCGUCUUCCACUCCAGAAGUUCCUAGCCAGGUAUGGCCUCCUGGCUGGGCGAAGGCACAGUGGCUUGGAGGAGAGGGAAGGCUGUGCGGCAGUGCUGUCUCAUGUGGUGGGGAACCCCUCAGAUCUCUAUCAGAUUGGAGUAACAAAGGUCUUUCUAAAGGAGAAGGCCAGGCAGCUUCUGGAGAGACGAUGGAACCAGAGGCAGAGUUGGGCAAUUGUCACUCUGCAAAGGAACUUCCGACGUCUCCUUCGCCGCAGACGCCUCCGUGUCCUCCAGGAGAAAGUCACAAUCAUUCAGGCUCACUUCCGAGGUUACCAGGCAAGGAAACGUUACAGGAGGCUGAAGAAGACUUUGAUGCAAUUUAAUACCAUGAUUUUAAUCUCCAGGCAGUUGAUUCAAAGGAGGAAACACUGCCAGCAGGAGUUAGAGGAAAGGAAACCAAGGAGGAGGUCCCUGGCCAGUGGUGACACAGAGAGCAGUCCCAACCAAGGAAUGGAUGUGGGACUGCUGGAGAUCCCUGCAGAGCUUGCUGCCCUCCUGCAGUUAGCUGAAGGUCAAUAUAGAGCACAGGCCAACCAGAUAACUGAGGCAUUGCCUCCAGAAGUCAAGGUCAAAGAUGACCUUUCCCUCCCACCCACCAUCAACAGCUAUCCUUUCUCAUCCUUCAUUAAGUCACACUUCCAGAAGACAGAUUUCCCUGUCCCUGGUCAGCCUCUGCAGCAUCCCUUAACCCAUCUGGAUGCUGAAUACCAGGAGAGUGUGCUUGAGAUCAACAAACUGAUUUUGCGAUUCAUUGGUGACAAGAAUCUUCAUGGCUGGCAGGAGGUACUUCUGGGCAACUACAUUGCUGGGAGAGGUUUGAAUAACGUGGCUCUGCGCAAUGAAAUCUUCAGUCAGGUGGUUGCCCAGACAUGGAAAAACCCUGACAUGGAGCACAGCCAGAGAGCUUGGGUCCUGAUGGCAACUUUGCUGAGCUGCUUUGCCCCUUCACCAGCACUGGAGAAGCCAUUGCUGAAAUUUGUGUCAGAUCAUGGCAUGGAGGGCUACAAUGCUGUUUGCCAGCGCAAGAUCUUGACAGCAGCACAGUACACCGAGAUAGACUCUACAUGCUCUCGGGCCUACCCUCCCACUCAGCUGGAGUGGACUGCAAACCAGAGGAGAGGGAGGAUGGUGCUGGAUGUUUAUACCUUUAAUGAGGAGAAGUUCUCAGCUGAGGUGGAGUCCUGGAUGACUGGGGAGCAGUAUGCAGGCUGGCUCCUGAGUGCAAGGGGCUGCGAUAAGAAGCCUCGAGGGUGGUCUAUCUCCAUGUUUACUGGCAACACAUGGCAGGACCUGCUGGGCUGUGACUUUGUGCUGGACCUCAUUGGAGAGAUGGAGGAGGCCGGCAACCUCAGCAGCCCCUCUCAGUCCUCAGCUGAGUACCCCAUCACUCCUGAAAGGGACAGAAGCUUCCUCCAGAACUUUGACCUGGAUUCGAUCCCUCCUGCUCCAGGCAUCCGGGCCCCCACCUUCCCACCACCUAGUCUGCCUCCAGAAUUCAACAAUCUCCAUCCAGAUCCAAGAUUCAGCGAUGACCUGAGGACCCCCAUAGGCUUGGAUCACUAUGUGGAUGAUCUCUUCAGUCCUGUGCUGCACCAAGGCUCCAGAAUAUCAGAUAUGGAGAAUAGGGAGAUUCUGACUGGACACAUGAAAGGAGGUGGGAAGAUUGGACCCACACAGAGAGGAAUCUUUCCUUCUACAGACUUUUCCAUCAUCUCUAGCUAUUCCCUGGGCUUCUCUGGAAUGACUCAAGCACCAGUUUACCAGCCCAUGCCUUCGAUGAUGGGGAUGCCAGCAGCCAUGCCUGUGAUGCCAGCAGCUGGUGGGAUUGCACCUGUGCCAGCCAUGGUUAUGCCCCAGCCUGUGGUUCCAGCUGUAGAUCCCAAUCAGUUAGCAGCACAACAGCAAGCCUUUAUCAACCAGCAAGCCAUGCUAAUGGCCCAGCAGAUGACCCUUCAAGCCAUGAGCAUUUCCCAGCAGCAGCGGCAACAGUCUCUUGAGAACUCAAGGCCAAGAGUCUCAAGUCCACCACAAGCCCAAGCCCCAGUUCCAGCCUCGAUUCCAAUCCCAGCCACUUCCCCCAAACCCAAGAUGCAUCCCAGCAACCAGAAUGCUGCACCACCAGCAAAGGCUCCAGAACCGCCAGCUAAGGCAGAAGAAGCGGUUGAUGACUACACGGAAGACCAGUUCUCCAACAGUGAUGAUGAUGACUAUCCUAGGGAAACUUUCCAGCAGAAGAGAGAAUAUUUUCAGAAGAUGGGAGAGCAACAGAUCAGAGUGAAGCAAGUCAGGCCUCCUUCCAAAACCUGGACCCCUCCAGCAAAUCCUCAGCCAAAGCAGGAGGAGGAGAAGGAAGAGAAGCAGGAGAAAAGUAAAGGAGAGAAGCCUAGCCCUAACACAGAGACAGCUCCUGCUCCCCCUUUGCCACCUCCUGAGCCAAAGCCAAAAAAGCAGACACCAAAAGCAAAGAAGGAUCCACCUGUAGUGAAGCCUUCAGGCCCUGAGUCACGGCCUGCACCCAGCCGGGAGAUCCGCAACAUCAUCAAAAUGUACCAGAGCCGGCCAGCCCCUGAGCCCCAGCCUAUCGAGCCUGUCAGAAGAGUAUCCAAGCCAUUUAUGAAGAAGAAUGAUCCCAAAAAUGAGGCUCUGGCCAAGCUGGGAAUGAUGAACCUCUCAUCUCCCAAAUCACCAACACCCCUGCCACAAGAGAAGAAAACACCUCCACCUCUCAAGCCCAAGCCAGGCUCAGCUUCCAGCUGUAUCAAGGAGAAGCAGUUGCCUCUCCUGUCUAUCUUCAGCCAGGAGAGUACCCCACCUCCUGUUCCCCCUCCUCCCCCACCAUUGCCUUCACCUCUCCUGCCUGGGAACCAAGGCUGCCAGGAAUCCACAGGGAAGGACUCUGCUGUAACAGUAAAAGACGAUGGUAUCAAGACCCAGCUGUACAAGCUCACUACCAGUGUCAGCUUUUCCUAUGCCAACCCUGCCUGGAAAAUCUUUCUGCGCAAAGAGGUGUUUUACCCCAAAGAAAAUUUUAGUCACCCUUACUGUCUGAACUUGCUGUGUGAACAGAUCAUGCGCGACACUUUCUCUGAUUCCUGCUUUCGGAUCUCCAGGGAGGAGAAGCGCAAGAUGAAAGACCUGCUGAUGGAGUUCCGGGUUGGCAACGACGUCCAGUCCAUUCAGGAGGAUGGGAUAAAGAAGAGGAUUGUACUGGCUGCUCGGGAUAACUGGGCCAACUAUUUCUCCCGCCUUUUCCCAGUUCAUGGUGAAAAUGGAAGUGAUGUCCAAAUCCUGGGUGUUUCUCACCGGGGUGUGCGGCUGCUGAAGGUGGUGAAAGCAGCUGGCUAUCAUCCUGAGCACCUGAAGAUUCUUCGCAGCUACAGUUUUGCAGAUGUGUUGUCAGUGGAAAUGAAGGGCAGAAAUGCCCUGGAGUUCUCUCUGAAGACAGAGCAGCUCUUCCUGCACUCUCCAAAGGCUCCAUGCAUCAAGGCCAUGGUGGAACUCUUCAUCCAGGAGCUGAGACAGGAUACAAACUACGUCGUUGCUCUGCGCAGCUACAUCACAGAUGACAAGAGCCUUCUUACCUUCAAGAAGGGUGACCUCAUAGAGUUACUUCCCAUGCAAGGCAUGGAGCCAGGCUGGCAGUUUGGCUCCACUGGUGGCCGCUGUGGUAUUUUCCCCACCAGUCUGGUGCAAUUGGCUGCAGCUCCUGAUUACCUCAGCACCAGCAUGGACAGACACGGAGGGCUGCGGAAGAGCACGAAGGCUUCCCCAGAGAGCAGGAACACCAGCAGGGAGAGUUCUGUUCCAAGCCUCACAUCAGAACCCAACAGCACCAUGUUAGUCCCUGCUGGUGAUCGUUACACCAUGAUCGACUUCGCCACAGCCUACUUCCGCGAGGCUCAGUCCAUGCAGGGACUGAAGGGGAUGUCUGCUGAAAAGAAGAACAUAGCUGACCUGGUCCAGCACACCAAGGUCCCAAUCCAGGAGUCUUUACUCCGGUACUCUGACAGUGAGCUGAAUGAGCUUGCUACAAAGAACUUCAAGACUCUGAUGCGGUUCAUGGGGGAUCAAUCAAAACUCAAGAACCAGAAUGAGGUUGACUGCAUCUAUGAAAUCCUUAAGCUGUGCAAGGAGAAGGAGAAUUUGCAUGAUGAGGUCUACUGCCAGGUCAUCAAACAGGUCACCCACAACCCUAAACAGGAGAGCGUGCUGCGUGGCUGGUUGCUCCUAAACCUGCUAACUGGGUACUUUCUCCCUUCUAAUAUCCUGAUGCCCUAUGCCACCAAGUUUCUGCAGCUAGCCAGCAGUGAUCCAUCUAGCACCCACCAUGAUAUAGCCAAGAUCUGUCAGAGCAACCUGCGGAAAAAUUUCAUGUAUGGGGGCCGUCGCCACCUUCCUUUCCCUGUGGAAACAGAGGCAUUGCUGAAGGGGCACGGUGCCCGUCGGAUGGUGAUACUGAUGCCAGGAGGUGUGGAAUACCUCACCAGGAUCAAGACAUUCACUGUGGCCAAGGAGCUCUUGCAGGAGAUCUGUGAACAGAUGGGGGCAGGCGAACAGGAAGAGAUACAGGAAUUCGUUCUUCUUGCCAUCAGGAGUGACAGCAAUAAUCCUGACAAAACGGUGAGGCCGAUAAGAUCGGAGGAGUAUCUUCAUGAUUACCUGUUGGAGGACAAGUUGGUCACUGUGACUCUACGCAGGCUCACCUGGAGGACACCUCUGCACUUUGAGAACCAAAUUUAUACUGAUGUCCAUUAUGGACAGAUGCUGUGGGAUUACCUGAAUGGGAAGAUACUGUUGAGCCGUAGUAAAGAGAUGGAGAUGCAGGUGGGCGUUUUGGCAACACUCCAGCACUGGGCCAAAACAGAACGGAACAAGUCUGCUCUCUCCAGGGAAGAGCUGAGUGAGUACACACCAAAGACCCUGCAGUCCUCCAUCAGACUCCAGGCUCUGGAGAACCAUGUCGGCAUGUUGCUGAGAACCAGGCAGCCCCUCCAGCCAGUGGAUGCAAAAAUCCAGUUCAUAGAGCACAUGAUGAAAUUACCUUUCUUUGGCUACAACAUCUACUUUGUAGAGAGAGUCAGCGAUGACACAAUCCCUGUGCCCUGUUUCUUUGGUGUGAAUAAAGAGGAGAUCAUUGUGGUGGAUGACACCACCCAGGUGGUCUCCUGUGUCAUUCCAUUGAAAGAGCUGCAGAAUAUGCGAACCCUGCGGCCCGUCUCCGAUGGUGGCCUUCCCGGCAUAGAACUGAACUAUGGCUCGGCUGCCAGCCCCAAGACUAUGUGGUUUGAACUGUCACAGGCUAAAGAAAUGUAUCACAUGAUUGUUGUCAUCCUGGAUAAAACAGAGUUGCACCACUAGAGCCUAAGAGAAGACUGACCAAGCAGAACAGCACUGUUUUCCUUUCUUUGAGCUUGUUCAGUGCUCCCUGCCCUGUCUUCUGGAGAGGACUCUUCCAAAAGACAUCCAUGGUCUCUGAAAGCUGCUUUCUAAGACUGCCACCACAGUGUUUGUUGAUGGUUUGGACCAUCCCCUCCUGACCUGCCCUUCAGUCCUCAAGCACUCUUCUGUGAAGCAAUGCAUGCAGUGGCUAAAUAAACCCCAAAGACACCCUUUCUACACCACUGCUUUUUCAUAGCCUGUUCCAACACACAGCAGCUGAGCCUUCAAGCUAUGCAGUGUGGGACUCUUCUUUUCCUUUUUUAAUUAAUUAACAUGAGCAAAGACUGAUGCUUGCUAGAGAUUUGUGUAUCACAAUGCGCAGCUGAGGCUAUGAAAUAACUGCACUGGCUGCUGGUGUUUUACACAGGCCAGUUUUUUCUCUGUAUUGAUAUGCAAGAGGUCCAGUAGCAAGAUUUGUGAAGCAGAAGCCUGUAGAAAGCAUCUUAAUUGCAAAUCAGAUCAGUGUUAAUACACAGUUAACACAUAUGCUGGGGCACAGAUUGAGCUGCAAUGGUAAGAAAGUUUAUUGUUAAUUAAUUUCUUACGGACAUAAUUAUAUGCAUAUGUUUCCCUCUACUAUAAAGAAGCCAGUCAUGUCCAUGCAGCUGUCCUACUUCAAUGGUGGCUCCAUGCCCAUGGCGAAAGCGUAUUCAAAUGGAACUUGUAUUACAGUAGAGGAGAGCGUCCUGGGUUGUACAAAAAUGCUUAAUUUAUUUUUAUUGCUACAGCUCUCCUAUUGAACUGAAAAGUAUCUGCACUUCAGAUUACAAUAAAAUAAUCACAUAGA
This is a messenger RNA of Tyto alba (common barn owl), 6435 nucleotides long. RefSeq names its product myosin XVB (gene MYO15B). The record is from RefSeq and is a predicted model, not a curated record. Bases 522 to 5567 code for a protein of 1681 amino acids. Gene Ontology annotation, molecular function: protein binding. The transcript is spliced from 48 exons. NCBI's taxonomy places the organism in Eukaryota, Metazoa, Chordata, Aves, Strigiformes, Tytonidae. Gene Ontology annotation, cellular component: cytoskeleton.